Messenger RNA from Corticium candelabrum, 2619 nucleotides. RefSeq lists its product as uncharacterized. Gene Ontology annotation, biological process: protein phosphorylation. Gene Ontology annotation, molecular function: protein binding; ATP binding; protein kinase activity. The transcript has 10 exons. The record is from RefSeq and is a predicted model, not a curated record. NCBI's taxonomy places the organism in Eukaryota, Metazoa, Porifera, Homoscleromorpha, Homosclerophorida, Plakinidae. The coding region runs from base 16 to 2430 and encodes 804 amino acids.
UUGUCAAGCACAAGAAUGGCUCAAGCAUUGAAAUCUUCACCAGAUGGAAGAGCAGGCCAUGAGAGUGUUGUAAUAGGAGAGAAAAUGUUUGUUUGGGGAGGAAGGACUCAGUCAAUUGGUGUCUUUCACUCUCGAGUUAACUUGUUUAGUGUGAACAUGAUAUCUGGGGUGUGGGAUGCUCACACUGCUGAUGCUAAAGACAAACCAACACGUUGUGAAUCAGCAUGCAGUGCUGUAGUUGGCAAUACCAUCUAUUCAUAUGGAGGAGUGAUUAGUGUAUCACCAUUUCGAACAUUAGAUGAAUUAUACAAAUUGAACAUUGAGGAGAUGAGGUGGAGGAGAGUGGAAAUAGAAGGAACAAAACCUGCAGGAAGAUGUGGAGCAGCAAUGUGUUGUGUGAAUGGCAAACUUAUAAUGAUGGGUGGAUAUGGUCCAAUGACAUCAGACAGACGACAUUCACAAGCUGAAUACAAGGAGAAUCCAUCCAGAAGUGGUUAUGGUUGGAACAAUGAAUUAUGGUCAUUUGAUGGUGAGACAGAUUGUUGGUCUCCAGUGUGUGUGACUGGUUCUAAACCAUCUCCACGUGCUUUUCACACACUGACAGCUGCGGAUGAGAAAAGAGUCAUCUUGUUUGGUGGCUAUGAUGGUCAGAAAUGUUUGAAUGAUUUGUGGUUAUUGGAUGUGCAGAAAAAGAUGUGGACUCACAUCACACCAUCUUCUCUAUUGUGGCCACAACCAAGAAGUCAGCACACUAUGUGUACAAUAUGCUGUAAAGAUGAAGAGAUUAAGGUGUUACUGAUGGGAGGAUAUGAUGGAAGUGUUAUGAAAGACUGUUGGAUGAUAGAUGUGAUGAGAGGCAGCAGUGAGAAGCUUAUGAUUGAUGGUGACAUGUUUGCUCGUCGUGCUCAUUCUGUUGGUUGUGUUACACUAUCAGAUGACACAGUAGCCAUCAGUGUAUUUGGUGGUUAUUCCUCGUAUCAUUCUGUUACCUCCAGUCCACGUUUCUACCAGUGGAAUCCUCGUAAUUUGUCUGUCCUUCAUAAUGGUUUACCAGCAGCAGGAACUGGUGUACUUGCUGUUUGUCAUGAGUCAGCAAGUGUCUCUCUUGCUGGUGAGACAAGUCAAGAGACAAGGCAAUUAAUGGAACAAAUUGGACAUCUCACAGAAAGAAAUUCACAAUUGCAGAGUCGACUAGAUGAUAGCGAACGAUUAAAGGAUGAGUGUAAUGUACAGCUGAGUGUGGAAAGGAGCAGAACAGAUGAAGCCAGAGCUUUGUGUGAGGAGAAAGACAAACAGAUUGAAGAAUUGAUUGAUGAAAGGCAAAGUCUGCAACAUGAAGUGGAGAGACUGAAGGAGGAGACGAGCAAUCAGCAGACACAGUUGUAUUACAAACAGAAAGCUAUUGAUAGUUUACUUAGUGAAAGAGAAGCAAGACAGAGAGAAAUGAAUAGAAUGAGAGAAGAGAAGGGAGAGCUAGAACGAAGGGUAGAAGAGAUGGAUUUAUUGCUGAAAAAUGCAGAGGCAGCAAGUGAAGAUGCAGAGAGAAGAGUAAGGGAGAACGAGGAGGUGCUGAACAUUGCAGCAGAAGACAUACAACUGAGUGAUAAGGAAAUAGGCAGUGGAGCAUUUGGAUCUGUUCGUGUCGGCUACUGGCGUGGCUGCCCAGUGGCUGUCAAAGUGUUACACAAGGAACUGGCAAGGGAUCAUUACCAGAGACGUCUGUUUGAAAAGGAAGUGUGUGUUUCUUCCAGAUUACACCAUCCCAAUAUUGCUGCUGUGUGUGGUGUCACUCGUCAACUGGAUGCUCCAUUCUGUCUGAUCAUGGAACUAUUACAGGCUUCAUUGUCAGACGUCAUUGAAGCAGCACACGUGAGUGGCAUCUACUUGACAUUGAGAGAACAGACAGAUCUUGCUCAUGAUUGUUUGAGUGGCCUCACAUAUUUGCACAAUUUGCCUCGUCCUAUUCUGCAUGGUGAUAUUCGUCCUACAAACAUCCUCAUCACAUCAGUGAUGAGAGCAAAGAUAGGAGACUUGGGUUCUGCACGUUUUACUGAUGGCUCACUGUCAGUGGGUCCUAUGAGUACACUGUAUGUUGCACCAGAACGAUUGGCCAAUAACGCUUUACCCAACAACCAAAGAGCAGACGUGUACAGUAUGGGCGUAAGUCUGGGAGAAUUGUUUACUGGAUAUCAAGGGAAUCGUGAAGACAGAACAAGACAACUGCGAUCUGUGCGUCACUGGGAUCUGCGUGUGGUGUGUUGUCAGAUGGCUCACGAGGAUGGCAGCACUAGAAUGAAGGCAAGUGAAGCUCUCAAUGUUAACAACAGAGUUGUGAGGAGUGAGGAGUACACGAGAUGUGGUCCACGACGUAUGGUGAAGGGAGUGACGGAUGGAGUAAAGAAGGUGACACUGUGUGAGAAACCAUGGUGAACAGAAGAGACAGAACGUUGAUACCAAUGAGUUGGAUUGUUGUCGCGCGAGUCUGUCUUAGUAUUAGAUGUUGUCGAUGUGUAGCUAUCGAGUUGACUGUUUGUUAGUUGUCUUGCUGCAUGACUGUAGUGUGAUGGACUAUUGAUGUGUUGUGAUCAGAUGAACAAGCAAAUGUGUUGUUUAUGUGUA